GCAGAUUUCAGUGAACUUCCACUCCCACAGGAUGGAAGUUAAUGUUGCUAUGGAGAGAGAGCUUCUGAUUGGCCACAUUUGGUCACAUGAUGCUCCAUCCGCUCUGUGACUCUUGGUGUUUGACAACAAUGGCUUCACCCCAGAAGGAGAAGCGUUGCCCCCCUAAAGUUCACCAAAAGUCUCUGAAAUGCACCGUGUACUUGGACGUUCAGGCUGUCACAUGUCCAGGUGUGCUCCUGUCUAAGAAGAAUGAGAUCUACCUGAGUGUGUGCAUCAUGGGCCAGUACAGGAAGACCCCCUGUUUGCCCCCUAUCUUCCCUUUACGCUUUCACCAUAAAAUGGUCUUUGUCAAGUCUUUCCCUGACGUGGUUGACCCUGCUGAUGUAGCUAACCUCCUAGAAGCUGACACAACAUGUUUUGAGCUGAUUCAGUUGGUGCCUCCAGAGGGCGAGAUCCUAGCCACAAUGGAGCAGAGUUGCAGAGAUUUCCUGUAUCCUGAUCCCGGAUUAAACUCAGGAGGAAAAGUUGCAAAAAGAGAGAUACUGAUGAAGAGGUCCCGCUCAUUUCAUGGAAUCUCCCCCAAGGUGGAAUUUGCCACAGAAUCAGUCAUAGAAGAGAGUGACGGCCGUGACAGUAUGUCCCUGUUACCUAACUGCAGACUCUCUCCAGUGAGGCCGUCUCUGUCCCCAAGCAUAUCAGGAAAAAUGUCUUCAUCGUCCAAACCACUUUGUCAGUCCAGCUGGCGCUUUUCCAAAACAGAUGAUGGGAACUGUGUCUCUUUGAAAAGUGGGCAGAAGAAGCAAAAUGAUAAAGCUAAAAUCCCAGACUCGUCUCUGUUGCCAGCGUCUAGACACUCUCCUUCUCCUUCGCCAGCUGCCUGUAAAAACACCAAGGACAGAAAACACACUGUGUCUGGGAAGUGUAGCUACCAGCGUCCCACGGUUUCCUCCAGGACACGAGCCCUGUCCCCGUACACCCACCGCCGGAUGUGUCAGCUGUCAGAGGAUGCCCGACAGAGGCUCAGCCACCUCCGCCUCGGCCCUCACCUCUUCAGAAAGCACUCAGAGAGCCAGCCGCCCUUCCUGGUGUCUCGAUACACUAAUGUCUCUGGGGUUGGAUCGCCUUCGCCCUCGUCUCCACAGGACAGUCAUGUACAUCAGCGAUCCAUCAGCUUUGCAGCUGAUCACACAGACUCUUCUCUCCUGGGGAGGUACAGACCAACAACAGCGAAAGUUCGGUCCAGCAGUGGUGGGGGCCAGUCAUCCACAGGGACACAGUCCAGACAUGAGCCUCACAUCAAAAACCCAGUCAGAGGUUCUUGGUCAGCUCCGUCCGACCCAGCUGGGUCCAGCUCUCCAAGCCCUCUAAAUCUCACAAGUCCUUCCCUCAGACAGAGGUUUCAGAGCAGUCCAUCGUACAGUGAUCAGAUCCACAGGCGAGUCCAGAGGAUUCUGCAGACACACAGACACACAGACACACAGACCCACUUGGAGCCCGCAAGUGACUUUUGACCCACCAGUUUGACCAGAAGGUAGACUUCAACUACUCUGGUGAUGACAAGCAUUGAAUAAGAAAUAGAAAAAAUAGUUGAAGAGCUGAAGAAAAAUAGUUGAAGAGCUAGAGGAGGUGUCUGGGGAGAGGGAAGUCUGGGCAUCCCUGCUUAGACUGUUGCCCCUGCGACCCGGCCCCAGAUAAGCAGAAGAAAAUGGAUGGAUAAUGUGAUGUAAUCAUCCUGUGAGCUCAACCACUCAUGUAUCCACGUUGGCCUUCAAUUAAAUUUCCAAACUCCCCAAACACCUGCUGAGCCGUGUUUGUUGCUGUUUCUCUUAAAAAGGUAGGAAAUUAGUAAGGGUUAUGUUUAAAAGCGAAGCAGCACUAUUUCCUUCCCACCCAUCAGCUGGGCUGGCUUUUUUAAAUAAGAAACUCUGAUGAUGAAACCUGAAAGGAGACACUGUCUAAUUUCUGUAUGUGAAGUUGGCUUGGGAAUAAAGCAGCAGCAUUUCAUGUUUGCACAUGUGGGAAGAAGAUAUGGUGGAUGGAUGGAGGCUGAAGCUGUUGAAGCCUCAUCAAAAGAGAGAUGAGAAGGACAAGGAGGUUUCUGAGAGUCAGUAGCGAUGAGAGACCACAAACAAAAGGAACCCUGAAUGAAAAAGCAGAUGUAGAAAUUCAGCCUAAAUUAUGCCACCCAUUCACAAACACUGAAAUGUCUCCAAUUAAAAGUCUAUGUAGCAUUUAUAAGUGUAUGUUAAUGACACCGAGGUUAUCUGCCGACCUGUGAGGAUUAUCUCCUUUAUUCUUGUGACAUUCUUCAUAUUUCAGCCACAGCACGGUGUCUUGUAACAGUUAAUGUUUGUAUGCAUAUUCCAAAUAUAACAUUCAGCAUUUGACAGUGCAUUUAAUAGCACAUUCUGAAAUAGGCCUUUCCUGAAUAAUUUCCAAAUAAGACUUAUGGGAUGUGCAUAUAUUAUUCCAGUUUUAAGGUUCUUUGUUUAUAUAGAAAGUACAUUUUAAAUAUGCCUCUUAUUGCAGAUCUUAAAGGACUGAAACUCAUCAGCGGGGGUGGAGACUCCUCCAACUUUGAACCAAGGUCCAUGUUUCUAUUACAUUUAAUACACGUUUUUCUUUAAGGUUUGCUUUCAUGGUGCAGUUGCUAGUAGACAUUGAAGUGUAAUACAUACAGGCUGCAGUGCAUCCAACAUUGUUCAUUUGCCUAUUUACUUCCCCUUGGCCAACUUCCGGCCAAAGGGGUAUUGUAAUCAUUUUAUUGUCCAUCUGUCUGUCCAUUCAACAACAUAAUCACAUUAACUGAAGAAUGCAUUGACAUAUCUGCACCAAAUUUAUAUAGUGGAUGCAUCUUGGCAUGGAGCAGAAGCCUAUUGAAAACUAGGUCACAUUGACCUAGUUUUUCAAGUUCAAAUGGUGACAUGUCUUUUCAACAACGUAACCACUAUAUUUGGCCGAGGGGUAUUAAAAGUGCGCUGCACAUUGUUUUACUUUAUAGCCUUGAAUGGCCUCCUGUAAUAGUCUUUGAGUCUAAACCAAUCCAUGGUUUAGUUUUGUCUAGACCAAGAACAGAAGAAACGACUGCUUUUUAACUCUAUGGCAGAGGAUGUCGACAGAAAA
Sphaeramia orbicularis (orbiculate cardinalfish) is the source of this 3123-nucleotide messenger RNA. RefSeq names its product spermatogenesis associated 6 (gene spata6). The record is from RefSeq and is a predicted model, not a curated record. Gene Ontology annotation, molecular function: myosin light chain binding. The transcript has 11 exons. The coding region runs from base 87 to 1511 and encodes 474 amino acids. Gene Ontology annotation, cellular component: sperm head-tail coupling apparatus. NCBI's taxonomy places the organism in Eukaryota, Metazoa, Chordata, Actinopteri, Kurtiformes, Apogonidae. Gene Ontology annotation, biological process: spermatogenesis.